CAAGGCGGCACAUUGCGUGAGUGGAAGCUGACAUCCAAGUAUGCGUUUGCUACCAUGGAAACCUCAUACAACUCCGAGCGCAGGAAGGAUACUGUUAAAUCCCAACAACAGAUUCCAGGGCUUGCAGGGUUUGUGAAUUCCCUUGACCAAAACGAUGCUAAUGCCCAGACGGGAGAGGAGCCUAACUUCAACCUAAACCUCAGCGUGACCUCAAUGAACGAUCCCCGCUCUCAGAAGAAUGAUGGGAAACUUGCAGCAAGGCAAAGUCAGGAAGGCGGGAAGCCCAAAAUCUCUUUGAUGACCAUGAAGGAAUCUGAAUCACACAGAGUGCAAAAAUGUGUUCGCAGCCCCAGAGUAAGUGAGAGGGACAAAACACGAACAUUGAGAGUGGACGCAUCAGGCGCCUUAAAGCCCAAACCCCAAAGUGAAACCCCAAUGAGGACGACCAGCCAUGUUAAACUGAGCCUUAAAAUGCAAAGCGUUAAGAAGCAAGAUCCAAUGGUCCAACAUCACAGAGAAGAUUCUGGGUAUCAUCUGGGUCAAACUUCUCCAGCCAUUGAAGAAGCAGAACCAGCUAUCCACACAGUUUCAUCCACUUUUGUAAACCCAAAGCCACAAAUGGAGAAGAUGCAAUCAAUCCUUGUUGGUGACAAUAAUCCCAAACUAUUCAAACCUACACUCAACUCCAAAAUCACAAUAGCGCCCAAAGACAGCCUUGAAUCAAAAAGGGCUCCGAAAAACAGUUGUGGAUCAAAGGGAAGUUCUGCGCAGAAAAUGGGCUACAGCUUCAAGACGAGAUCAAAUGUUUACCCUAAGAGUGGAUCCAGAGAAAGUCUCGACCGCAAAACUGACAGUGUAAGCAGUGACAUGUUGGCCAAAGAAAAUUCAAGUUUAAAAUCUAGACCAGGUCCGAAACCCAAGUCGGAUUCUUUUAAAACUGAACCGACUCUCCCCCCAUCUAUAAUGGUCUCGCCAAGUCCAGUUUUAGUCUCUAGGCCUAGUAGUCCAUGUUCUACUCUAGUUCCUCUGGCCGCUUCCAGUCCAAAAACCAGAACCUGUGUUGCCGUGACCACACACGGAGAAUGCACACAAGAGCCUGAAUCUGUGGCAAACUUGACUAAGGGUCUUACCUUUGACAUGGUGGACAUGUCAUCACUGACAAGGGGUGUUGCUCUGAAGAAAGGACAAUGGAAGGUGACAGUGACAGGAGGAACUGUGCCAUCACAGGAGGCCAAGCAGUGGUUGGUUGAGGCUGGGGGGUCCCCAGGAAGUAAUGGGAGGCCACCUCAGAACAAAGUGGGUCAACUGAGAAACGAAAAUGUCAACAUCCCACUGUCACACCCCUUCCAUUCUCCUUCUGCUCCAGAGAGGCUAAACUUCAGUGAGACGCUUCGUCCUCGGGCAUCAGAGAGGAGAGAGGUGGGGGUCCAGGCGAAGGUGCGUGUGACGGAGCACUCGGUAUCCACCAGUCCAAGCCUGCUAAGAGGAGCUCCCUCCUUCUCCCUGAUUGGUUCUCCCAGCUGUCAAUCAUAUAGCUUGACCUCUCCAACUGUGUCACUGUGUUGUGUGCCAGCUGUGCAGCCUCUUCGAAAGCAUGUCUGUAAGAUUGAUAUUGAGCUGUGCAGCCAAGUCAAACAAGAAAAUGCUAAUAGCAUAAAGGGAGACGGUGAAGAAGUGAAGAAUGUGAGGGUGCAAGCGGGAGAGGAAGUGGGAGCUACGCCACGGGAUGUGGCGAAAGACGAGCAGGGAAUGACGUGGGAGGUGUAUGGCGCCUCAGUAGACCUAGAGUCUCAGUCCACAGCCAUCCAGUCCCACCUUGAGUCCAAGAUCCAGAAGCAGGCAAAACAUAUCCGGUCUCUGAGGAGGUUUAUCAGGAAACACAACAGGAGAAAGAAACAGAAAAAGAAGAAGAAGAAGAGAAAGAGAGUAGGAAGGAUGCUGAGGUGCUGCUGCACAGCUCCUUUGGGGCAAGAUUGACCAGGAAUUCAGGCAUCCAUGGAGGGAAAUCAUCAUGAUCCCCAAGCAUGCUAAUAAACAAAUUAUACUUCCACUUACUCUUGUAGUAGUGCACAAUUUGUAUGUGCAAAAAAGUAAAAUGCAUGCAACGUAAAUUGUUAGUUUACUGAAGUGUGAUAAAAACGUUUUCACUGGUGCUAAAUAUUUCAGCCACUUCCUUUUUUGGAACAAAAUGUCACUGAACCAGCCAGGAAAAGUUCACUGCAGAAAACAUGGAUCAAUUCAAUCAGCAAGAAUGCACUGUAGUAACUAUUUUCUCAGUGUUUCACUUACCUCACAUAUUUAACACAAAACAUACAUGAACACAACUUCAAAAUUAGGAAAGCACUCAUCCACCAUUUUAUGACCACCUCCUCUUCGUCCCGGACCACGCUGAAUUAUUUAAAAACAUUAAAAAAUCACGCUGAUGUCAACAACAGAAACCGGCUGCCAUGUUUUAUUCAGUCUGCACUUUAGGAUACACAGAGGACUACAGUGCCCGAGCAAAAAAAAAAAAAACAAGACACCUUAGAUCGGGGUUUUAAAGUUAAAGUGCCAAUGAUUGUCACACACACAUUAGGUGCGGUGAAAUUAUCCUCUGCAUUUGACCCAUCCCCACAGGGGAGCAGUGAGCAGAAGCGGUGGCCACGGCCGGGAAUCAUUUGGUGAUUUAACCCCCAACCUCCAAUUCCAACCCUUGAUGCUGAGUGCCACGUAUUUCAAACUGGGCCCCAAGCAGAACAAUUAGGGACAUUUUUAUACAUUUUAUCCAUCAAAUAUGCUAAAACCAAGCCAGUGCAGGUGAAGACAUGUUACGCGUUAAGAAAUGUUAAGAGGCUCUGACUGUUGUGCUCAAAUUUUGCUUCAAAAUAUACCCGCCCAUGCUUUUAGAUAAGCAAAUAAACAUUCAACACUCAAGUA
This is a messenger RNA of Entelurus aequoreus (snake pipefish), 2916 nucleotides long. RefSeq names its product G protein-regulated inducer of neurite outgrowth 1-like. Lineage: Eukaryota; Metazoa; Chordata; Actinopteri; Syngnathiformes; Syngnathidae. Bases 55 to 1977 code for a protein of 640 amino acids. The record is from RefSeq and is a predicted model, not a curated record. Gene Ontology annotation, biological process: neuron projection development. The transcript has 3 exons. Gene Ontology annotation, cellular component: plasma membrane.